GAUUCCUUCGAGGCCCUAGCAGCGUCAGUGUCACUCACCUCAGCCUCACCAAAAGCAAUCUCUGCCAAGGCUAGGCGGAAGCGGGGAGAGCCGCUGUGCCCUAAAACCCUCACGCUUUCUUAAUUCUAGAGCCUGGUCAGUCCUUCUUCCUCAGACAAGCUUGUUGUUGGGUUACCCGGUUCAAAAAUGCCCUCGAGCUUUCGACUAAACGCCACCGUCAACGAAGCUCGAGCAGCUUCCGGACAUACAAAGGAGCAAUGGGAUCGCUUUUACUUCAUAACCAAAGAAGAAACGAGACAGCUCUCCGAAGCGCACCAAGACUGGACGAGAUGGAUUCUAAUCCCCGCGAACGAGAAAGAACGCAUGCUGGCGCGGAUAAACGGACGGUUGACUGCAGAAGGGAUACCCGCCGUCGAUAUGGACAUUUUGAAGUGGCGGGUUUCGCAGCUCUUAAGAGACAUCCAGCGGAGAUACGCUAAUAAUAUCGAAUGCUUAGCCGAAGGUAGUAUGAUUUCAGGGAUGGGAGGAUCGAGUUCCGGGACCCAAACACAAACGCAAGCCCAGCCUGAAGCCAGCGUGCAAAGCCCUCAACGAACGGACUCAUCGCCAAGCGAAUCCCGACCGUAUGACCCGAUAAGGGAUGUGUAG
Trematosphaeria pertusa is the source of this 648-nucleotide messenger RNA. RefSeq lists its product as uncharacterized. NCBI's taxonomy places the organism in Eukaryota, Fungi, Ascomycota, Dothideomycetes, Pleosporales, Trematosphaeriaceae. The transcript is spliced from 3 exons. The record is from RefSeq and is a predicted model, not a curated record. The coding region runs from base 187 to 648 and encodes 153 amino acids.